CCAAGUCUUAGAGAGAUCAAAAUUCAAUCCCGUUCUGAGAAAAAAAGAGAAAUGACGUUAUUUGAAUAUGUGCCCAAAAUCCUUAAUGAAUAACUUAGGACGAGUAGGAGGCAAAUGCUGCCCCAGCUGUUUCCUGUUGAAAAUGUCUGUGUAAUGUAGAUAAAUGUGAGGGAUUUUCUCUAAAUCCGUCUCCUGUUCGCUAAAUCUCACUUCUCCAAAACGAGCCUGCGCAAUGGAACAAAGUCGGAAUAUUGAGAUGUGACAUUGCCCGCAUCUCAUCCUCUUUCUCCCCGUUUUUAAUGACUUCAAACAAGUUCAUUUUCGCCGGGCUUUGUCUUGCGGAGACCCGUGGGGAUGUCUAGCGCUGUUUCCUUUCAGUGGCAUUUAUGUGAUGUCUUCAAGAGUGCGAUGUGCUGUAUCUCCUGUAGCCACACCCUCUCACUACUGCUGUGCGUCCUCACCCUGACUCCGACGCCAACAGGGGCGGGCCCAGAGACCCUGUGCGGGGCGGAGCUGGUCGACACGCUGCAGUUUGUCUGUGGAGAGAGAGGCUUUUAUUUCAGUAAACCAACAGGCUAUGGCCCCAAUGCACGGCGGUCACGCGGCAUUGUGGACGAGUGCUGCUUCCAAAGCUGUGAGCUGCGGCGCCUGGAGAUGUACUGUGCACCUGUCAAGCCUAAGAAGUCUGCCCGCUCUGUGCGUGCACAGCGCCACACAGACCUGCCCAGAGCACCUAAGGUUAGUACCGCAGGGCACAAAGUGGACAAGGGCACAGAGCGUAGGACAGCACAGCAGCCAGACAAGACAAAAAACAAGAAGAGACCUUUACCUGGACAUAGUCAUUCAUCCUUCAAGGAAGUGCAUCAGAAGAACUCAAGUCGAGGCAACACGGGGGGCAGAAAUUACAGAAUGUAGGGAAGAAGCGAAUGGACAAAUGCCCAGCUGCUUGGGAAGAGAGAAGGGAGUGGCCUUACCUGGUACCCCUGUGGAAUGGUUCACUGUAAAACUAAACAGAAAGGAUGCUAACAGAGGUCCAAAAAGCUCUUCAAAAUGAUUAAAACCUGAAAGCUAAGUGGUGUUUGAAGGUUUGAUGAGGAAUCUUGUGAUUAUUUUAUACACUGCACCAUUCCAUAUCGGGAGGAAUUCUUUGUUAAUGCAAUGUAAAAGACUAGUUUAGCUGCUGAGACACAAACAAGAGCUUAUUAUAUCUCCAUGUGUUGGCUGCAGCAUCCCCCUGGCUUCAGAAAAGGUUGGAAUGGAUCUUAGCAUUAGCCAAUCAGAGAGCAGCAGGCUGUGCUUAUGAAUGAGUUGUCCAUCCUGUCCCCUGAACUUAACAGGUGUGAAUUCUUUCAGUCUGAGAGAGUGGAUUCAUUCACUCCUUUGGUUUCACAGGACACUUUAUCACCGGUCAUAACAGUUACUAUCCCAGUCAACAUCUGAUUAUCUUACCGUCAGAGUUUUUAUGCACCAUGACAUUUUUUCAAUAAGUUAAAUCAAGGUUUUCUAUAGGACAAAGACCAGGUGGUUUACUUUUAACAUUUGUUGUAGUAAUAUUAGCUGGGGCCAAAUUUAAAUCCCUUAUUCUUAUAGUCUAGCAGAGUUCUUCUGUCAAGGUUAAAGGUUUGAGUCUAAUCCAAAUCCCAAAUGGAGAGUAAUUAUAGGCUGAAAGUAAAAAAAAAAAGAAAAAAGAUUUGCCUGACUUUUAAAAAACCCAGAAAAGUAUUAACCUGAAGAUAAAUUGAAAUACAGUGUAUUGGCUAUUCAUUAAAUGGUGCUUGUCUGGUUUUAGAAUGGGUCGUUCACUGGACUCAAAGUGCAUUUGGCAUACGUCAAUGGAAUACGUCAAAUACCGAUAAUCAGGCAAAAAUGUUUGUUGUGGCCAAAUCAAUUUUUUUUGUCACCAAUCCAGUCCCUGAGUGAAGGCCUGGGUUCAAGGUUAAGCGCAAGUCAUAGAAGUUUAGUCACGGCAAGUCAACAAGCUUUUAAAGAAAAGAGUAGAACAUUUUUACUGGAACAAUAUUUUCCAAAAUCUGUCAACACCUGCGUUUGAAGCAAAAGAAGGUUAAGUUCGUCCAACAGGGACAAAGAUGGGAAGUUUAACGAUCGAUCUUGGGCUGAUACAUUCUGUUAGUUUCGAUAGGGCGAGGAACUUGAUACUUCAGUUGUCACUUGGACUGCAUCACCUGCCAUUACGGCUUGAGACCAACAAAACUCCACAGCAUCUGUUGUAAAGUCCACAUGAAAAAACAAUUAUGUUAAUAUUGCGAAAUCAAAAUGAGAAGUCUUCCUGGAGAUAUGAGAUAUGAUACACAUAUAACAAGAAAACUGACAAAGCCCACACAGAGUAAAUUAGAGUUGUGUAACUUUGAGCAAGGGUCAAACACACACACACACACACACACACACACACACACACACACACACACACACACACACACACACACACACACACACAGACACACACACACAGACACACACAGACAGACAUACAGACAGACAGACAGACAGACGGACAGACAGACAGACAGACAGACAGACAGACAGACAGACAGACAGACAGACAGACAGACAGACAGACAGACAGACAGACAGACAGACAGACAGACAGACAGACAGACAGACAGACAGACAGACAGACAGACAGACAGACAGACAGACAGACAGACAGACAGACAGACAGACAGACAGACAGACAGACAGACAGACAGACAGACAGACGUUUCAUGAUAAGCCAGUUCUAAGAAGUCCUUGCAUGAGGACGGACCAUCCCGGCUGUUUGCUCAAGCCUCCAUGCAGGUUUAAAGUCAUUUAUUGCACAAACCGCCCAAGACAUCUCAUCUCUGCCUCCUCUGCCUGUGUAUAAUCAAACAGUACUCCCAUUUAUGUUAUACCUAUGCAUUGCUAUCAUUCAUUGUACAUGAUAGUUUCAUAUAAUAAAACUGUAUUAAGAAUCCUAUCCACUGUAUAAUGGUGCUAUUUUGUAGUUUGUUACUUGCAAGAGAUGGCUAAGUCGGACAGAUGGCAGGGCUUACAUUGGAGGUCUUCCCUUUUGCACAGCCUUGUGGCCACCAUUUUAAUAGUGUUUUUAUUUGUAAGCUGUUUAAAUAAGGUAGUAGUGUAAGCGAGUAAAUGUAUCUGUGUGAAAUCUGUGAAUGCAUGGAGAAAAAAAAAAAGACAAGAAAAUACCAUGUUGUGGUCCCAAGAAGGCAAAAUGCUAUUUUUUCUACUGUUUUUGAAUUAUUUUCUCAAUAUAGAUCCCUUAUGCCAAAUAACUUGACAAAAGUACUGUGAACUGUGAUUCUUCCAAUUGUAUUGAGAUUGAUAAAAGUCAUGGUGUGCUUUUGUCUGUCCUAAGAUGUGUGUGUACAUGCACCUCACUGGAAGCCAAGGUAUUGAUUAUUAAAAACACUUACCGCUAGACCACACUACUUUUGCUGAACAGCGGCCACUGUGGCUACAAGUUGUAAUUAUGAAAUAAUGCAAAUUAAACUUGCCUCUGUUUCCCAA
This is a messenger RNA of Eleginops maclovinus (Patagonian blennie), 3507 nucleotides long. It is a transcript of the gene igf1, whose product is annotated as insulin-like growth factor 1. Gene Ontology annotation, molecular function: hormone activity; insulin-like growth factor receptor binding; growth factor activity. The record is from RefSeq and is a predicted model, not a curated record. Lineage: Eukaryota; Metazoa; Chordata; Actinopteri; Perciformes; Eleginopidae. Gene Ontology annotation, cellular component: extracellular region. The transcript has 5 exons. Bases 355 to 915 code for a protein of 186 amino acids. Gene Ontology annotation, biological process: positive regulation of phosphatidylinositol 3-kinase/protein kinase B signal transduction; regulation of protein phosphorylation; positive regulation of cell population proliferation.